Heterotrigona itama is the source of this 632-nucleotide messenger RNA. Lineage: Eukaryota; Metazoa; Arthropoda; Insecta; Hymenoptera; Apidae. The record is from the annotation of a GenBank genome assembly.
AUGACCUCCGUGCUGUCGGACGAAGGCUCGAAAGUCGCGAGAAUGAAGCAGAAACUGAUGAACGACGUGCACGUGAAGGAAGAAACGCGAUCGUUUCUCAGCUUCUUCAGGGAGAACCUCAGUAUCUCUCAAUCGGAUCUUGAACAAGGCUUCAACAAACAUCGAUUCCGCCCGAACAAAAAUACGAUUCUGAGCGUGACGGCUUUGUUGAUCGCCCUUCUCUGCCUGGGCCUCGAAAGUUGGCGGUUCCAUUGUUCUUUGGUCAAUGCUCGGGAGAUAGAGGAGCUGAAACGAAGCGUGGAGAGUCUGAAGCAUCGUUUUUUGGAGGAGGAUCUGCUGGACGAGUUGAAAGCCUUUGAAGAACAGGUAGUGGUCCUUUUUUCUUUUCUUUCUUUCUUUCUUUUUUUUUCUUCGCGAGUAAAUGGAGCACGAAGAAAGUUGAGUGUCACGUGCUGGUAGAAUUACUUACUUUGGCCACCGUGUGUAAUUCGAUAGUCGUUCGACCCUUCCUCUUUUGUCAUUCGCACUACUUUCCGAUGGUUUAUUAUUGUUAUUGUUAUUAUUAUUAGAAACUAACGAUUCGCAGAAUCCGAUUCAACGUGAGAAAUCAGGAUUUCAAACUUCAAUUGUAA